Pantherophis guttatus is the source of this 4657-nucleotide messenger RNA. It is a transcript of the gene MISP, whose product is annotated as mitotic spindle positioning. NCBI's taxonomy places the organism in Eukaryota, Metazoa, Chordata, Lepidosauria, Squamata, Colubridae. The record is from RefSeq and is a predicted model, not a curated record.
AAGUAUCUGUCGAGGAGUGGCCAUGAGACAGGGAGUUUACUGGAACAGGUGUGUGCCGAUUCACUUUCCUUUUCCUCCAGCUCCUCAGUUUGACUCUGAAUUUCAGCAGAUGCUGGUUGCAUGCAGCACUCGAAACCAUGUGGGGUUCAAGAAAUGGGAGCCUUUCUUAUGACCAGUAUCCCGAAGCUGGGCCGGAGCAUCCUCCUCCUGCCAUCUGCAACCCUCAACUCAAACAGGCUGGUUCAAGAGUGGCUCUCUUUAAAUACACUCCACCGUGGCAGGUCUUCUGUGCAGCUCUGGGGUCCAAGUUGCAGAAUCGACAAAGCCCAGUUGUUGAUGCAAAUAUUUCUCAAGAAAACUGGAUGACCCAAGAGAUCCCAAUCACUAACGGACAUCUUCCACAAACUGAAGACAACCUCUAUGAAAUCUCUCUUCCAAAUAUGAAGUCCAGCACCAGGGACAUUCCCUUCAAUUCCCCCCAGAACACAGAGCUCGGUUAUGAAGAUCAACAUGAGCAGAGUGGUCAAGAAGUGGUCUUACAACAAGAAAUGAGAUCUGAGGACAAAGAAGGUGAGAUUCUUGACUUGGGUCAACCCGAGUUGAAGGUUGAAAAUGGAUGGAAGAUGUUAGAUCCCACAGAAGAUCAGUCCUGGUGCAUAACCAAAACUAUAAAUAGAAGGACAGAUCACUGGAUGCCAUCCCCAGAUAGAGAAUCCAAGUUGGAAGUGCUCAGAUCUGGCUCACACUAUGACAUCCGGGCUUACAAAGGGGAGAAGAAACCUUCCAGACUCUAUGAAGAAGAUGAUGAGGAGUUGCAGUAUAAGAUUCCCUCCAAAGAUGUCUCGCCAGAAAUAGCCAAAGAACUGGAAGAUGAACGGCAGGAGGUUAUCAGGAGACAAGUUGUGAGAAAAAGCAACACAAUGGCAGAAAAAUGGAGCUCUACAAAUGAGUUGGAAGCCAUCGACAUGUCCUCUCUUGGCAAGGUGACCACAGAACCCAGAAAGAACAACUCCACUAGCUUUGCUCUUUGUUUUGACAAUCUUUCCCCAGAUUGGACAAUCAUCCCUGUGAAUCCUGAGAAUAUAGACACAGAACAGAUAAAUUUUGCUGCUGCACGACAGCAGUUUCUCACACUGGAAAAGACUAAUCCAAAGAUGUUGUUGGAACCCAAGAGAUACGUUCCUUCUCCAAGGGAGCUGAAGGCAACAAGCCAUGCUUAUUGGAGCAAAGAACCCCAGAAUCCUGAAAUGCCAAGGAAUGAUAAGGAAUUAGAUGAGUCCAGCCAGAGACAAUUGAGACAAAACUCAAUAGGAGGAGACCUUUUCGUUCUCCCCCAAAGAAAAGCCAGUUCUUAUUUAGGGACCACUUUCGUUUCUGCAGAAAAGAUGCCCUCUGGCUUGGAGGUUGAUAUGAGCACAGGGAACGUUAAUGAGAGGACAUUCGAGAAAGAAUCAGGAAAUCCUCUGGCCAAAAGCCAAGAUCCUGCAAAAGAGCCAGAAGUUUGGAAUGAGACUCCCAUUGAGCGGGAAAUCAGAUUGGCCAUGGAGAGAGAAGAGAACCUUUGGAAGGAGAGGGGGAUCCAGCGAAUUAAUACCAGAGAUGAUCUGGUGGAGAUCCGAUCCAAGCCGCUCCUCUCCUCCCCAGUCUCUUCUCCGGCUUCCUCCAGGAAAGGGAAGGAUAAAUCUCACAUUUCCUUUUAUGUCCAGAGGGAGAUUGAACAGGAAGCCAAGCGUGAGGAGGACCUGCAAAAGGAAGGGAGGUUGCUGGGAAUGUAUGACCGAGGACUUCGCCAAGAGCUUGCAGAACGUCGGAAACUUUUUGAGCGAGAAGAGGAAGAGGUUCCCUUACCUUCUCUGGGCAAACAAAAGAAACAGAGGGAGCUGCUGGAGACCUUCCAUGGAGACUCUGCAACACUCUGUUGCAACGUUGUCCCACCUGGAGAGGGGAUUGCAAGCCAGAAUGUGAACUGGAGCUCGGAGAUCCAUCGGCCCUCUUCAGUUCCAACUUUUGGCAAGAAAACCCCAGGAAAUGAGCCAUCCUUAAAAACAUGCUCCACUGCUUCUUCCCCGAAGAUGGAUUUCCCUACUAGCCGAUGUCCUCCCUGUAGCCAAGAUUUGAAAGCUCCAAGAGACAAGUUCGUGUUAAAGAAGCAACAUUUUGCCAUUCCGGUUCACAAAUGCCAGUUCUCUUUUCCUGAAGAUCAGGGACCCCAAAGCCUUCAGAGAAAAGAGCAGAAACUGCAGAAACCAGCUCCACGAGAAGAGCUUUAUACUGUGAAGACAUGGCGGCCCCGGACGUCCAUUCUGAUUGACCAGGAGAUCCAGGAUUCUUUGCAGAGAGAACUGGAACUUCAAGAGCAGAGGAGAAAAAUCAGUUUGACUGCACAGGAGCUCCCAAGUUCAUGGGUGUCAUCAUCUCAAAGUUCAGCUGCAUCGGGAGAUACUGGCAGGUACUCUGUCUCCUCUUCACCUGUUUUUGUUCCUAAUUCACCUGUGAGAUUACCUACUUCACCCAUCCUGUAUCGACCCAGUCUGACAACAAACUCCGCUGAAUCAAAUUUUAGAAGUUGCCAAAGUCCAAGACAAUCCAGGAUAAGACUGAAGGAGGAUGGGAAGUAUGCUGGUAUUGAACUCAACGAUGAGAUUGACACUGAGGUUGUGAAAUCCAUCAAGCCCAUCUGCCGGAGGAGCGCCCUGGCUCAGCUUUGGGAAACGGGGCAGAUCCGGAACAUAGAUGACAGUGACUGAUGGAACCAUCCCCCCGUUGUGUUAUGCAAUUUUCAAGCAAGGAAUCAGAUCCGCCAAAACAACUACGGGCAUGGGGCCAGCAGAGCUUUCUUCUGCAUUUUACACACUGAAAACUUCCCUUCCCUUCUCUUUUAAUUUAAUUCAGUGAUCAAAUCUUUCUGACUGACCUACAUUCAAUCACAGAACUGUUUCUUCAAUUAUAAGAAGUUGCCCAUGGCACUGUACGGUCUGAUCUUGCCAACAGUUUCUGGGGUACCCAUUUCUAUCUCAAGCCUGCUACCAGAUUGGGCACCUGCCUGCCAUUUUCUUAAGACUCGGAUCGCCUGAAAUCCAGAGAAAAGCUUUGUAAAAUCAGAGAACAUGACUGCCAAGCAAUAUUUUAAUCUCUGUACUUUACAGUGAAGCACUGACUGGGGAAAAAUAAAAAGGCGGCAAGAAGAACAGAAACCAACCAACCAACCGAUAGACAGAAUACAGCAUUGAAAUGAAUUUCUCAUCUUCUGGUGCAUGGGCUUCCUCAUCUCUUAAAUUUUAACUUCUUAGGAAUAUCUCAAUAGUUGGACACUGGGCAAAUAGGUUGCAUCUCUGUGUAGAGCCAAGGUGGCACAGUGGUUAGAGUGCAAUACUGCAGGCUACUUCAGCUGACUGCUAGCUGCAGUUUGGCAGUUCAAAUCUCACCGGCUCAAGGUUGACUCAUCCUUCCGAGGUGGGUAAAAUGAGGACCCAGAUUGUUGGGGGAAAUAUGCUGACUCUGUAAACCGCUUAGAGAGGGCUGUAAAAGCACUAUGAAGCGGUAUAUAAGUGCUAUUGCUAUUGCUAUUAUGUUUCUGUGCAUAUUGUGUCCUGAUUUAUUGAGAGCACUAAAACUCCCAGUUGGAAAGACUGGGAAUUCUGGAAAUUGCAUUGCCAAUGAAUCUAGAACAGGGGUGUCAAACUUCAUUUCAUUGAGGGCCACAUUAGGGUUGUGUUUGAUCUCAGGGGGCUGGGGUGGGCGUAGCCAGCUCGACGUCGGGGGCGCCUGUGAUGGCCCAGGUGCUCUGCCAGCGAAAAUGGGCUCCCGAGAUCCAUUUUCAGCUGUGACAACCUCCUGCAACCCUCUGCCAGCGAAAAUAGAGCUCUGGAGGGGCAGUCCUCCCGAGCUCUGUUUUCACUGGCAGAGGCACCGUGGGCCAGUCCUUCGCUGUUUCCAGGGCAGCCCCUCAGGUCAGAUCUAAGCACCCCGCGGACCGGAUCUGGCCCCCGGCCCUUGAGUUUGAAACCCCUGAUCUAGAAGAUACAAAGUUAAGGAAGACUAGUUUACAGGCAGGCAAGUGCGUGUCAGAUUAACUUUGCUCUGCUUUGCCAGUCACGCCCUCUUAAUUUAUGGUUCAGUGUAUUGUGCAACCCUCCAAAAAUGGAUUAAGCAGGUAACAUGAAGACAGGAUCGUACGAAGCUGUGUGCAUUAGCAGCAGCAGCUGAAAGUUUCAAAGGGAGUCCUUGUUUCUUUGCAAGGAAAAAUAUAGCCAUGGACCUCCUGCAUUUUGUAUAUUAUUAUAGUGCUUCCCAAUAGAGAGUGCCUAACCUUUUCUAUCUAAAGACAUUCUGCAGGUAUUCCCAUUCUGUCAACAGAUUUUCUGGCGUAAGAAAAAAGACCGAAAAGCUAGAAGAUUAGACUUCGCCUACUCAUGCAAUAAUCUUGUCUCCAUUAUGGCUUUAUAAGAGGUCCAAGGCAUUUUCCACUCAUUUGUCAUCUUUUUCACAUGACUUCUUCCAUCUCUUUUCUUGCCUCAUGAACAAAAUGUUAAUGUGGGGAAAAUGGGAUUGUAGCAAAAGAAAAAUCAACGAUACUUAGGUUAAACAGAUUUGCAUUAAGUUGUUCAUGCAGGAGGAACUUAACAUUCUCCCAAAUGAAUAAAAGUAAGAAAAACUA